AGAUUUUAAAUAUUCUUUAAAAUGUCUUAAAAGAAAGCUUAAAUUUAAGUGGAGUAUACAAUUAAAAUAAUUUUAGAUAAAAGGUGCCAGAGAGUGUUGUUAAGAAAACAUAAAGAGAUUCAAAAUUAAGAGAUCUUGUAGUAAAAAGAAGAGCUGAAAGAUUGGGUUAGAAUAAAACAAGAAGAGCAUAAUUAGAAAAGAAUGCUUAAGCUUAUGAAGCAGAAUACAAAGCAACAGAAAAGAGUUUAAUUGAUAACAUUCGUAAGGCAAAGACUGAGAAUGGAUUCUAUGUUCCAGCUGAAGCAAAAUUGAUGCUUGUAAUAAGAAUUAGAGGGUAUAUAAUAUUAUAAAUAUUUAUAUUAGUAUCAACACGUUGAAUCCAUAAGUAAGACAAACUCUUAGACUUUUAAAAUUAAGACAAUUGCAUUAUGCUGCAUUUGUUAGAAUUAACAAAGCAACUAUUGAAAUGAUUAGAAAAGUAGAACCCUAUAUCACUUAUGGAUAUCCAUCAAGAACAGUCAUUAAGAAUUUGAUUUACAAGAGAGGAUAUGCCAAAGUUAAUGGUUAAAGAAUUCCAUUAACAAAUAAUACAAUUAUUGAUGAAUCACUUGGAAAAUUUAAUAUUCAUGGAAUUGAAGAUCUUAUACAUGAAAUUACAACUGUUGGACCUCAUUUCAAAGAAGCAAAUAGAUUUUUAUGGUAAUUAAUUUAUAUUUAUUAAUUUAAUAGGGCAUUUAAAUUAAGAGGACCAAGAGGAGGAUUUAUUGCUAAGAGAAGAUCAUUCAUUAAUUAAGGAGAUUGGGGAAAUAGAGAAGAUCUUAUUAAUGAUCUUGCCAAAAGAAUGAUCUGAUUAUUGAGUAGAUUAAUAUCAAUACAGUAUAAUAAAUAC
Molecule: messenger RNA, 889 nt
Organism: Paramecium sonneborni
Lineage: Eukaryota; Ciliophora; Oligohymenophorea; Peniculida; Parameciidae
Source: the annotation of a GenBank genome assembly